Molecule: messenger RNA, 2786 nt
Organism: Scleropages formosus (Asian bonytongue)
Lineage: Eukaryota; Metazoa; Chordata; Actinopteri; Osteoglossiformes; Osteoglossidae
Gene: alg3
Product: ALG3 alpha-1,3- mannosyltransferase
Exons: 9
Coding region: 87-1382 (431 amino acids)
Cellular component (GO): endoplasmic reticulum
Molecular function (GO): dol-P-Man:Man(5)GlcNAc(2)-PP-Dol alpha-1,3-mannosyltransferase activity
Source: RefSeq, a predicted model, not a curated record
UCCGCCUCCUUCUCCACUUCGUCCUCAACCCUCUUCUUGCCCUGCUACCUAGUGACACGCGGCGUAGCCCGUCUGCGCGGACUCAAAUGGCUGCGCGAGCUCGGAAGAAGCACGCCGACGCGACGUGCGGAGCGCGCGGGACGCUGUGUGCGCUGUGGCGGGACAAACACUUGGUUUUGUUUAACGCCGAGUACACGGCUCUGGUGACGGCGUUGCUCUGGUUCGUGGAGAUCGGCAUCAACGUGUGGGUCAUUCAGAAAGUGGCGUACACAGAGAUCGACUGGAAGGCCUACAUGGACGAGGUGGAGGGGGUUAUCAAUGGCACCCUGGACUACACCCAGCUCAAAGGAGACACUGGACCGUUGGUCUACCCUGCAGGCUUCGUAUACAUCUUUGGCGCCUUGUACUACAUGACUGAUCGUGGAGCGAACAUCCGGAUGGGACAGUACUUGUUUGCUGUCUUUUACCUUGUUACCCUGCUUCUGGUAUUCCGAAUCUACCAUCGCACCCAAAAGGUUCCACCGUAUGUGUUUUUCUUUGUGUGCUGCGCUUCGUACCGCAUCCACUCCAUCUUUGUCCUGCGCCUCUUCAAUGACCCGGUGGCCAUGAUGCUGCUGUUUGCUUCAGUCAACCUGUUACUGGACGGUCGCUGGACCCUGGGCUGUGCUCUUUAUAGCUUGGCUGUGUCUGUGAAGAUGAACGUGUUGCUCUUUGCACCGGGACUCCUCUUCCUGUUGCUGUGGGAGUUUGGCCUACAAGGAACCUUGCUCAGGCUCAGCCUCUGUGCUGCUAUACAGGUGCUGCUCGGUUUGCCAUUCCUUCUGGAGAACCCUGUGGGUUAUGUCAGCCGGGCCUUUGACCUGGGUCGCCAGUUUCUCUUCAAGUGGACUGUCAGCUGGCGCUUCCUGCCCGAGGAGGUUUUUCUUAGCCGCUAUUUCCACUUAGGCCUGCUGGGGGUGCACCUGCUCACCCUGCUACUCUUCACACUUUUCCGAUGGAGACGAUCUGGAGAAAGUAUUAUGGCAUUGCUGAAGGACCCAUCCAAAAGAAGUCAUCCCGAGAAGCUCACCUCUGAUCAGAUUAUUUCCAUCCUGUUCACUUCCAACUUCAUUGGUAUGUGCUUUAGCCGCUCGCUGCACUACCAGUUCUAUGUGUGGUACUUCCACACUCUGCCCUACCUGCUGUGGAGUGGUGGGGUGAAGAAACUGGCACACCUGCUCAGGGUCCUGAUCCUAGGGCUAAUUGAGCUUUCCUGGAACACAUAUCCCUCCACAGUGUACAGCUCGGCUGCCCUGCAUGUGUGCCACUUUAUCAUCCUGCUGUUGCUGUGGCUGGCACCCCCAGCAAGUGUAAGGAGUGUCGACAAGGCCAAACGUCCGUGAGCAGACUGUUGUAUUCAAAUGAGGAUGCUUGCACACCGCUGGCCUGAGUGGAUGUAACGAAGGACUGGCAUUGGGUUAAAAAGGUGUGGUGGGGUUUCUGAGUCUUCUCCACUACUGUACCACCCCAAGGUUUGCCAUCUCGCUUUUCCUCAUUGCCGCCAGGAUGGUGAUAGGCCCACCUCUCCCAUUCAUGGUACCAGUGAAACUGUGAUGAGCUAAAUCCUUCCAUCACUUGCAACCAAAACAGGACACACUCAGGUAUAAAAUAAACUAAAUUUCCCAUAUAAUGUAUUUUAAGUUUCAGUCUCUGAUUUAAGUAUAUUUCAUUGUAUUUUUUUCCUUUGACCUCACAGGUUUCCUUAUGUAUUUUUAACAAUGAUUAAUUUGACAUGAUCCUCAUUUUGAUAUAUAUAUGAUGCUGGCCUUAUUUGUAGUAUCUAUUUUUUGAUUUAUAAGGACUUGCAGGCACAACAGUGCUCUCAUUUCACUGUUUAAUAGUCAAUGUAAAAAGCUCUGGCAGCUUAUGCGGAGGCUUUAAUAGUAAAGGGGACAUCCAUGUUAAUUUGUAUAUGCACAACAUUUUAUUGUUACUGGAGCAAAGACAUGCUUGAAGGACAAAGAUUAUCAUUCCUGACAGAAAUGAUAUUGGUAAUGAUAGUGUGGUCUUUUCCCCUACUGUUGAUGAAGAAGAGGAUUGGUUUGAAUGCUUUUUUUUGUGUUUAUAAUGUGAAACUAUCGUUGGAAACAAUUGAGCAAUGAUAAUUUCACUCAAGUUUGUUAAUGAAUAAACUUAAAGGCAGAUCAUUUGUACAUAAUCUGUUUACAGUUUGGAGUGUACCGUCAGUAUAAGUUCCUUAAUAUUUGGAAAUAAAUUUAUUCUGAACUUUUCCACACAAAGGUUUAAGAAAACAAUUAAGCCCAUUUGUUAAACUGUAAAUAGCUUUAUUUACACAUAGGCAUGAGUAUAAGCAGUCAUUCCAUGAAUCCAUGGUCCCCAAAUCCAGACAAUUCAUCAUUGUCAUGUUCUCAGUGACAGCCUUAGUGCACACUUGUCUUCUCCUGCUGAAAAAUUGUUUAUGCAAGUAUGGGUCUGUUAGUAAAAAAUGGUACUUAUAGUUUUUAAAUACAGUAUGUACAAAUGAUCAUAGCAACUAUUUGGGGAAUAUUAUUGAAAAAAGAUGUGUUGAUUUCAGUGUAUUUCUGCAGUGUAUUUGCAGCAUUUUUUUGGCUGUUUGAUAAUUAUACUGUAGAAAAUGUAUAGUUCCUUAGAAAUAUUAUGGAAAAACACAAAGGUCGCUCACUCACAUAAUGAAAGGCACAGUCACUCCAAAUACUAUUUAUGUAAGCUGUUCCUUCCUAAAUCAAUAUUUUCUAGCUAUUGAUAACAGGGGGUGUGAUGUGGUG